Molecule: messenger RNA, 474 nt
Organism: Miscanthus lutarioriparius
Lineage: Eukaryota; Viridiplantae; Streptophyta; Magnoliopsida; Poales; Poaceae
Source: the annotation of a GenBank genome assembly
AUGCUGGGCACGCUGCCGCCGUCGUACCUCCGGUGGGUCGCGGCCGAACUCGACUACGGGGACACCGCGCCCUGGGCGGACCUCGCGCGCGACGUCCUCGACGACCCCGUCUACGUCGACCGCGUCGAGUGGGAGCACGCGCACCGCUUCCUCCGCGGUGAUGCCGACGGCUACGACUACGCUUUCGACGACGGCGGCGACGGGCCGCUCCAGGAGAUGGCCGAGCGCUUCGGAUGGGACCUCUCCGACGAGGAGGGGUGGGGCCGCCUCGAUUUCCGCCUCCUCGGCACAUCCUACGGCGGCCGCAUUCCAAGGAAGGGCGCCCGCAAGAAGCAAAGCAACAGCAACAGCUCCACCGGCGGCGGCGCCAAGAAGGGCUCCCUGUUCGACGCCGCCGGGGCUGACCCGGGCGGCACCGGGGCGAAGCGCGACGAGAGGAGGGAGCGGGUGCGGAUGAGGAGGAGGAGCAGGUGA